AUGCACUAUACUUGUAAUGUAGAUAAUGAAUCCGAAAAGCAUAAACCAAUGGUCGUUCUGGACUACAAUGCCCAUAAAUCUGGGGUGGAUACCAUGGAUCAAAUGCUCGGUACAUAUUCAUGCAAACGAUCCACAAAACGCUGGUCGCUUGCAAUGUUCUACAAUAUGGUAGAUAUUGCCGCGUUAGACGCAUUUAUAAUAUAUGACGAAAUGGAUCCAAUUAAAAAAUCUGAUAAGCGACGAUCGUUCUUAAAAUUACUAACGAAACAACUAGCGAUUUCAAAUAUUGAAGACCGCGGCACUAACGCACGCAUAACUUGCUAUCCCAACAUUUGUAAUGCUAUGGAAGCAUUUGAUGUAAAGGUAAUAUCAAGGUCAGCCCCAGGAACUGCACCUGAAUUCGCGCCACGCUCCAAUCGUCCGUCAUGCCAUUUAUGUCGCGCACAUUAUAAACGCCAGCGCAAAACCAGGAUGCAAGGAGAUCUCUUCGAAGUUGCACUUACUAUAAUUGGAACUAUGCCCUUGAUCGCUACAUAUUCCCUUAAAUCCACACAUAAAUACACAAAUCAUUUUCCCAUUAAAUUCAUCAUCACAAUCACAAACGACUUAAGAAAUACUGAUUAA
Molecule: messenger RNA, 624 nt
Organism: Rhagoletis zephyria (snowberry fruit fly)
Lineage: Eukaryota; Metazoa; Arthropoda; Insecta; Diptera; Tephritidae
Product: piggyBac transposable element-derived protein 4-like
Source: RefSeq, a predicted model, not a curated record